Molecule: messenger RNA, 1114 nt
Organism: Spirodela intermedia
Lineage: Eukaryota; Viridiplantae; Streptophyta; Magnoliopsida; Alismatales; Araceae
Source: the annotation of a GenBank genome assembly
AUGGAGACGCCGUCGUCCACGAGAAGAGUCACGAGAUCCCAGGCUUCGUCCCUCGCCUCCGGUAAGAGAUCCCCCCAUCACCGUCCCUCUGCGUACUUUCCUCACCAUCUUCUGAUUCCCUUUUCCUGCUACAGAGAUUUCGGGGCAAGAAGGAGGGACCACCCUAAAUCCACAGUCGUCGUCGUCGUCGUCGUCGAGAUCCAGGACAGCUGUGCUGGUCGACAUUACCAACGAUUCUCCCAUCGUGGGGCUAGCGGCGGCGAGCCUGAAGACGCCGCCGUCCGCGGCCGCCGGAGAGAGCAAGCUCUGGAUCGGAGGGAGGACGCCGUGCUCCGGCGAAGCGAUUCUCCGCGGCCAGGUGAAGAACCUGUUGCAGAAGGUUGAGGAGGAGGAGGGAGAGCCGUUUCUUACGUUCCUCGGCCAUCUGGCUCCGACCACCACCAACACGCCGCAGAUCGUAUGUCUCUCCGGCGACGAACCAGAGCCCGUUCCGGCGAGCCCCCCCGCGGGGGAAGACGGAGGCUACGAGUUCCCAGAGGUCAUUAAUGGAGGUUCUGUUCUCUCCAUCAGAGACCUCGACUCGGUUGCUUUACAGGCGGCGCCGAAUUGGAGGAAGGAGGAAGAAGCCCUAGAUCUCACAGAGUGCUUCAUCAACCGGGCUCUGCUGUUUGACUCGCCGGAGGAAUCGUACUCUUCCUUCUCCUUGUCGGCGCGGACAUCCCAAGAAACCGUCUGCCCCGAGGAGGUGCCCACUGAAGAAGAAGACGGCUGUUCUUCCGCCUGGUCUCUGCAGGCGUACGAUGGCUCCUCUCUGGAGGAUGACGACGGCUCUGAAUGGACCGAAGAAGAUGAAGAAGAUGACGAUGAAGAAGAAGAAGAUGAAGAUGAUGUUCGUCUCGUUGAUCUCUGCGAGGGGGUGAGAACGAUGUCGAUGGGCCAGAGCGAGCUGCCCGAGUUCGCCGGGAAGCACACCAGGUUCACCUACGACAGCGACGGCGAGAUCGUUGCAGAAGUGGAGGUCACGACGGCGGCUCCAUCGAGUGUUCUUCGGCUAAGGGGCAUGCCGGCGCCAGAAGGGAAGCACCUGCGCUUCCAGGAGGAAGAAGAAGACUGA